Trichoderma harzianum CBS 226.95 is the source of this 615-nucleotide messenger RNA. RefSeq lists its product as hypothetical. Lineage: Eukaryota; Fungi; Ascomycota; Sordariomycetes; Hypocreales; Hypocreaceae. The record is from RefSeq and is a predicted model, not a curated record. Gene Ontology annotation, molecular function: acyltransferase activity, transferring groups other than amino-acyl groups. The transcript is spliced from 2 exons. Bases 1 to 615 code for a protein of 204 amino acids.
AUGUCCGAAGGAAACGCUUCCCAAAGUUUUACUAUAGACGGCGUGACAUUGCGCCCAGGAACUGUUGAAGAUGUCCCCGCCAUGCUAAGACUCAUGGACAUCGCAACAGCCUGGCUCGUAAAGAAAGGGCAAACAGGACAAUGGGGCACAGAGAGGCACUCAACCAACCCCGACAGAAUCAAGCAGGCAACAGAGCUCGCCGAGUCAGGCGGAACAUGGAUCGCCGUUGACACCAACUACUCGCCCCCGAAAUCAGGAGGAGAAGACGAGGAGCUUUCCAUCAUCAACGGCGUCAUUGGUGCCAUAACAGUCGGCCAAGCGAAUCACUACGUCCAGCCAGCGACAGAGCCAGAGCUGUACGUCAGAUAUCUCGCGUCGGACCGGGCUUCCAGCGGCAAGGGGAUCGGCACGCUUCUGCUGGAGAAAGCGCGCGCACUGGCUCGCGAGGCCGGCGUGUCCUUACUUCGACUCGAUUGUUAUGCUGGUGGCAGUGGAGGGCUAGUUCGUUACUAUGAAUCUCAAGGAUUCAAGCGCAUGGAGACUUUUGACGCCAACGGGUGGCCAGGGCAGGUGCUCAUACAGAGACUGGACAAAACCGAGGGAGAAGACAGCUAA